This is a messenger RNA of Spirodela intermedia, 6029 nucleotides long. Lineage: Eukaryota; Viridiplantae; Streptophyta; Magnoliopsida; Alismatales; Araceae. The record is from the annotation of a GenBank genome assembly.
AUGGCGUCUACAGCGGGGGCCACGGGAUGGCUAAGGGGCAAAGUGAAAUCUGUUUCGUCUGGAGACUGCUUGGUGAUAAUGGGAAGUUCGAAAUCAGAGAUCCCACCUGAGAAGACCAUCACCCUGUCUUCACUGAUUGCUCCUAGACUGGUACUAUAACAUUUCCUGGAAAAGUUACCUGUUUAUUGUGUGGAUCACUCAAAAAGUAGAUAUUUAUCAUGCCAUUUUAUAUGUCUGCUGAAGAAAGAUGGCACACAGAGGUGAAUUUAGUUUUUCAUGUUUUUCAUUUUCUGGAUUUUGUUGCAUCCUUGCAGACAAAAAGUGUACCUGGUGCAUAUGAAACGUACAUAAAUUAUAGACUCUUCAUUCUUAUAUUCUAACUUGAUGAGAUGAUGUGCUGGGCUAUGGCGACGAAAAUAGAUUAUGCAUCAUUUUUGUUUAAUAUUUUGGUCAGUUCUUGGGUUUUACCUGUACUCGAUAUUCUGGUCGGUUGGUUUCUUUCAUUUGAUGCCUCUUUCUUUCUCUGAGAGAUGUUUCUGUUUUUAUGUCUCAUAGGCACGUCGAGGUACAGAUGAUGAGCAUUUUGCAUGGGAUAGUCGGGAAUACUUGAGGAAGCUCUGCAUAGGAAAGGUCUUCCUUUGAAACCUGAUUAAUGAAUGUUCUUACAUUUACUCUUGUUCCAAAAAGAUAUAUGCUGAUCAUGGUUCUUUACGUGUGUUCGAUAGGAGGUGACUUUCAAAGUGGAUUAUGCUGUACCAUCCAUAGGUCGUGAAUUUGGCUCCGUUUUCCUUGGUGAUAAGAACGUUGCCGCAUUGGUGGUUUCUGAAGGCUGGGCAAAGGUAAUAUUCUCAUGCUCGGACAUUUCACUAUUCAUGCUGCUCAAUGGAUGAUAACCCUUUCAUCUUCUGUUGGCUAAUGGUCAUAAUUACACAGGUACGAGACCAGGGCAAACAGAAAGGUGAGGCAAGCCCUUUUGUAGACGAACUUAAGCGUCUGGAGGAGCAAGCAAAGGAGAAGGGUUUAGGCCUAUGGUGCCAGGUUAAUCUGCUUCAUUUUCCUUUCUCUAAUUUACUAUUUUCUCCAUCUGUCAAAUAUUUAGAUACAUUGCCUGAACGUUUAUUGCUCUGCCAGUUUCAUUGACAUGGAAAAAUCACGAGUAAGGAAGUUUCUGGUGUUUCUCUCAUUUCGAUUGGAAAGAUAUGAAGCCUUGGCCAUAGGUGAAUUGUAAAUUAGAAUCUCAUAAUCUGUCAUUCUCCUGGCUGGCGCAGGAACCGGAGAUAAAAGAGGCUUCAAAACGAAAGCUUCCUCCAUCGGCUAUUGGAGAUGCUGGUAAUUUUGAUGCCAUGGGUUUCUUGGCCGUUAAUAAGGGAAAGCCUAUUCAAGGCAUUGUUGAGCAAGUUCGUGAUGGUAGCACUGUACGAGCAUACUUGCUCCCUGAGUUCCAAUUCGUCCAAAUUUUUGUGGCAGGGAUUCAGGUGAAAACUCAGUUUCUUGUGCUGCAUCUAUCUUCUUCUGGAUGAUACUUGUUUCUCAUGUCAGUGUUUUGUUUAGCUUCCACGUGUAAAAGCUUAUUUUCAUCUGUAACUAGGCUCCAUCCAUGGGAAGAAGAGCUGCUGUUGAAAUACUUCCUGAGGUAGAAACAAAUGGCGAUGAUGCCAAUGGAGAUGCAACUGAUAGUCGGCCAACUCUAACAUCAGCCCAAAGGCUUGCUGCGUCUGCAUCCUCAGAAGUAGCACCAGAUACUUUUGGGAGGGAGGCUAAACAUUUCACUGAGCUUCGUGUUUUAAAUAGAGAAGUGUGUACCUUUCCCCUUGUUCCACAGAAUGGUUCUUCUGGAUGGUUGUUACUGAUUUACCUCUGACUUGUGAAACUGCUAGAUCCGAAUCGUGCUGGAAGGAUUGGACAAAUUUAACAAUUUGAUUGGAUCUGUAUACUAUCCUGAUGGUGAUGAUGCGAAGGAUCUUGCCUUGGAGCUGAUACAGAAUGUAUGUUUUUUUACUAAAGCCUCCAUGAAUCUAAGAUAAAUCCAGCCUUUUAUUUUUCAACAAGACUACUUCCCCUAUACAUUUAGAACCAAUGGAUAGCCCUUACAUUAUGAUUGUUUGUCAUUUUUGGCUUUGAAUGAUUGCAGCACUGUAGGGUUGAUGAUCAAUUUCUGUUUGAGUAAUUUUUUCUCCACCACAGUUUCGUGAUCAACACAUGCAUACUACUACUUGUUCCUCGUGAUCUGAUAAAUUAUUUUUUGCGAAAUUUCAAGACAUGUAUCGUUGGUAUGAUUUUUCACAGAAUAGGACCCAGUUAUUAGCAUGGAAAACAAAUGCUCUUAGUGCUAAGCAAAAAUGAUAUGGCAUUCGUAUGUUGAAUUUCGAUUCACAUGUAAAGGACAGAAAUACAAGAAUUACGAAGUGAAUCAUUACUCUUUGAAUUAUCCUGUAGCUAUGGAAUCACAUCUGGGUAUGAUAUAGUGCUCUACCUAAUUAAGGUGUUUAAGGUCAAUUCGUGUUUUUCAGGAUGAUAGGCGGAUUAACGAUUAUUUUCUCCCUACCAUGUUUCAGGAAUGAGGCACUUUUUUUGCGCCAGUUUAGUUUCAUUCUGUUUUCGAGGAAUGUUGGUAUUUCACAAAUGUUACUUGACUAACAUGAAAUAAAGAGCGUGGAUCUAUUUCUAUUUUCACUUCUUAAUGGGAAUCUUUAGUUCCCUCUACCUUUAGGUUUAUUCAUUCAUUUUUUGUGGGUUAUAAGUUUAUGAUUUGUCUCCCUUGGAUUCUACUUCAGGAACAAUUUUUUUUUUUUGAAUAUAUACUAAGGUUUUGUGUUAGAUUUUCUGUCGCAGGAAAUUCAACUCAUCUUUUUCAAGAUAUUUUGAAAAGAUAUACAUCCAACAUUAAGUUUCUUCUAGUUAUCUUUCCUGGAAUUUUGUUUAUACUGCUCUGAAAUCGGUUAUCCUUUAUGCAAACGUCUUAAAAUUCUCACAAAAGUUAUUUUCAAUGAUUCUUCCUAUUCCCUAGGGUUUAGCGAAGUAUGUUGAAUGGAGUGCAAAUAUGAUGGAGGAGGAAGCUAAGAGAAAGCUGAAGGCAGCUGAACUUCAAGCAAAGAAAGAACGGUUGCGAUUAUGGAUAAAUUAUGUUCCGCCUGCAACAAAUUCAAAAGCAAUUCAUAAUCAGAAUUAUACUGGAAAGGUGAGUGAUUUUUCCAGCUUCCGAACAUUAGUUCUGGAAACCCUCUAUGUUCUUGAAUGAAAAUAUCUCAUGGAUUAAUUUUUGGUGGUGAAACUGUGUUUUUUUUUUUUCAGGUGGUUGAGGUUGUAAGUGGCGAUUGCAUUAUUGUUGCUGAUGAUGCAGUGCCGUACGGGAGUCCCCAAGCUGAGAGAAGAGUCAACCUUUCAAGCAUCAGGUCUCCUAAAAUUGGGAAUCCUCGCAGAGAUGAGAAACCUGCUCCAUAUGCUCGUGAAGCCAAGGAGUUUUUGCGCACACGCCUUAUAGGCCGCCAAGUAUGCAUGAGUUUCAAAGUUUCACAACAAGGGCUUAUGUGAUGGCUUCAGAUCACAGAAUAAUGUUUCUCUUUUCUCCGUCUUAGGUAAAUGUUUCAAUGGAAUACUCGAGAAAAGUCAGCAGUGCUGAUGGACCCAAUGCAGCUGUUGCUGCCUCUGGUGACUCAAGACUGAUGGAUUUUGGAUCUGUGUUCCUGAUUUCUCCAUCCAAAGAUGAUGAGGCUGCGCCUACUGUUGCUGGAAGCCCACCCGGAGUUAAUGUUGCUGAACUGGUGGUUGCACGUGGCUUUGCAACUGUUGUCAGGCAUCGAGAUUUUGAGGAAAGGUCAAGCUAUUACGACGCUCUUUUAGCGGCUGAGUCCCGUGCUAUCGUAGGAAAGAAGGGGAUGCAUUCGGCCAAGGAUCCACCAGUCAUGCACAUAACAGAUCUGACAACGGUUCGUGCAAGGCCCUUGAUCUUUUUUUCGGCGUCUGUGUUGGUUUCUUUAAACUUUGUCUCUCGUAUAAUUGGUCUGUGUGAUUGACUGUGUUACUUCAGGCGUCAGCGAAGAAGGCCAAAGAUUUCUUGCCAUUCCUGCAACGUGGAAGAAGGCAACCUGCUGUUGUGGAAUACGUUCUUAGUGGGCAUAGAUUUAAGCUGUUAAUUCCCAAGGAAACCUGUAGUAUUGCCUUUUCUUUCUCUGGUGUUAGAUGCCCUGGGAGAGAUGAGCCAUAUUCAGAUGAAGCGAUUGCCCUAAUGAGAAGGAGAAUCCUUCAGAGGGAUGUUGAGGUGCGGAAUACCCAUCCAAUCUACAUAACGCUGCCUUUUUCUCUUGUUAUUCUGCUCACAUUUCCUCAUCUUUUCCCUUGUUUUCUCGUUCUCUAUUACAGAUAGAAGUGGAAACUGUGGACAGGGGUGGAACGUUCCUGGGUUCCCUGUGGGAGUCACGAACAAAUGCAGCUGUUGGUCUUCUGGAAGCAGGAUUGGCAAAAUUUCAGGCUUCCUUUGGUGCUGAUAGGAUCCCAGAUUCUCAUCUCCUUAUUCAGGCUGAGCAAUCUGCGAAGCAGCAGAAACUGAAAGUAGGUGAUCGAAGUUUUCUAUAAAUAAAGCUCCAACUAGAUCCAAUUCUUCAAUUUUGCUCCUAACCUCUGCAUUUAUAGGUAUGGGAGAACUAUGUUGAUGGUCAGGAGCCAGUGAAUGGCAGUGUUCCCGAAAGCAGAAAGAAGGAAGUGCUGAAGGUACCAGUUGACUGCUAGUUUGAAGGGAGAGAAGGCUCACUUUUCUGUUUCUUGAUAUACUCAUGUGUUGUCCGUAGGUUUCGGUCACUGAAGUCCUCGGUGGCGGCAAGUUCUACGUGCAGACAGUUGAUGAUCAGAGAGUAACUUCUAUUCAGAGUCAACUUGCUUCAUUAACUCUACAAGAAGCUCCUGUUCUUGGCACUUUUAAUCCUGGGAAGGGUGAAAUCGUUCUUGCCCAGUUCAGCGUAGAUAAUUCCUGGAAUAGGGCCAUGGUAAGAUUAACCUCUUCCUUUCCCUAUGAGCAUAUGGCAAUUGACAAAUCAGUGAAUGUGAUGAAUUUUAAUUAUUACUGAUUUUCUAGUCCUCUUCUUUUAAUUUGUAAAAAGUUUGCCUUAUAAAUAUCGGCUUGAUAUAUAUAUAUAUAUAUAUAUAUAUUACUUUUUAAUAUAUAUUUACUAUUAUAUCAAAAAGUUAUUGUUUGAAUUCAAAACCAAUAUACAAUAACAUUUCAUUUUGCUGUUUCUCGUGGACUUUAUAUUCUGAAAGUUAUAAUGCUUGCUUAUCUUAAUGCCUUUUAUCUUAAUGCUUGCCAAGUAUCCAUAUAGUCCUACUAAGCCAUGUUCUUAUCGUUCUUCUUUGAAUCAAGAUCGUCAACGCGCCGCGUGGGGCAGUGGAAUCGGUGAAUGACCAGUUUGAUGUCUUCUACAUUGACUACGGCAACCAAGAAACAGUCACCUACAGUAAGCUGAGGCCCCUGGACCCCUCUCUCUCCUCUGCGCCUCCUCUGGCUCUGCUGUGCAGUCUUGCCUUUGUCAAAGUACCGAAUCUCGACGAAGACUUCGGUCAAGAGGCUGCAGAGUACCUGAGCGAGCGGACUAUGAGCAGCUCCAAAGAAUUCAAAGCUCAGAUUGAGGAGAGAGACUCUUCGGCCGGGAAAGUCAAAGGCCAAGGCACUGGGCCGCUGAUCAUCGUUACUCUGGUUGACGUGGAAGCUGGAUCAAGCGUCAACGCCGAGAUGCUGCGGGUCAGCGCUAUAUUCAUAGUCAUUAUUUAAUGUCUGUAAAUAUUUGCUGGUUUUGUUUCUUCCAUUAACGUGUAUACUCUGUCCGAAAAUGCAGGAAGGGCUUGCCAGGUUGGAGAGGAGGAGGAGGUGGGACUCCAAGGAGAGGCAGGCCUCACUUGAGAACCUUGAAGAGCACGAGAAGAAGGCGAAGCAGGAGAGGCUGGGUAUCUGGCAGUACGGGGAUGUGGGGUCCGAUGAAGAGGACUCGGGCCCGCCGACGAGGAAACCCGGCGGCGGCGGUGGCGGCGGCCGCCGGUAG